AUGCUGCAAAAAUAUGGCCUUGAAAAUGCUAGUCCCAAACACACUCCAGCUCCAACUCAUGCAAAGCUUGGUAAAGGCCUGAAUGCUGCAAAUUUUGAUGAAAGCUUAUAUAGAAGCAUGAUAAGGAGUUUUCUUUAUUUGACUGCUAAUCGACCUGGCAUUGCCUAUGUUACAAGGGUCUAUGCAAGGUAUCAGUCUAAUCCAAAGACAAGUCACCUGGAAAAUGUUAAACGUAUCUUCAAGUACAUCAGUAGUAUAGUGGAAUGUGGCCUUCUCUAUUGCUUUGAUACUAAUGGGGUUAUUAUCGGGUAUUGUGAUGCCGACUGGGCUGGUAAUUUUGAGGAUAGAAAAAGUUCCUCUGAAGAUGAAAAUAUGUUUCAGGAGUAUGAUGUCGCACAAGAUGUCAUGACCUUGUAUUACGACAACAUGAGUGCUAUCAACAUUUCCAAAAAUUCAGUAUAA
Molecule: messenger RNA, 462 nt
Organism: Benincasa hispida (wax gourd)
Lineage: Eukaryota; Viridiplantae; Streptophyta; Magnoliopsida; Cucurbitales; Cucurbitaceae
Source: RefSeq, a predicted model, not a curated record